This is a messenger RNA of Scophthalmus maximus (turbot), 6350 nucleotides long. RefSeq names its product cordon-bleu WH2 repeat protein (gene cobl). The transcript is spliced from 18 exons. Gene Ontology annotation, cellular component: plasma membrane; actin filament; terminal web. The record is from RefSeq and is a predicted model, not a curated record. Bases 196 to 4932 code for a protein of 1578 amino acids. Lineage: Eukaryota; Metazoa; Chordata; Actinopteri; Pleuronectiformes; Scophthalmidae. Gene Ontology annotation, molecular function: actin monomer binding. Gene Ontology annotation, biological process: actin filament polymerization; actin filament network formation.
CUGCCUUCACUGCGUUUCUCUGCGUCUGAAAAGGGCAGCGGUUGCCUCGAGGGAUACUGGAUUCGACUGAGCGUCCCCCUCUCAUUCUCAAUGAGACAGCUGAAUCCUUGGAACUGGGGUUAUAAACAGUCUGCUGUAUAACGCUUCUUUUUUCGGAGCACCUGAUCAACUCAAGGACUGCUUCCGACGAGGAGAAUGAAGGCACGUGCCCCACCCCCGCCGCGGGCCCCUCAACCCGCCCCGCGCAACAUCUUCCGAAACACUGAUGGAGGAGGCCCAUCGGGAAUCGAGUCCAAGGAGAACAUGAUGAGGCCCACGGUGGAUUUCCAGCUAACUCUGCCACAGGGACACCAGACCUCUGUAACCGAGGAAGGCAGCAAGGCGCUGAUGGACCUGCUGGUUGAGCUGUGCAGCCGCUACCACCUGAACCCAGCGCUGCACACCCUGGAGCUCCUGUCGCCCGAGGGCCGACCGUUGGGGUUCAAGCCCAACGCUCUGCUGGGCUCCCUCAACGUGGCCUGUGUCCUCAUCAAGGAGAAAGUCUGGGAGGAGAAAGUUGUGCGCAGACCGGCGCCCAAAGUGCCAGAGAAAACGGUGCGUUUGAUGGUGAACUACCACGGCAGCCAGAAGGCAGUGGUACGGGUCAACCCGUUGGAACCACUCAAGGCUCUGACACCAGUCAUCUGCGACAAGUGCGAGUUUGACCCUGCCCAUGUCCUGCUCCUGAGGGACGGCGUCAGCCGCCGCGAGUUACCGCUGGAUAAAUCUCUGACAGAGCUGGGGAUCAAGGAGCUUUAUGUACACGACCAGAGUCUAGUGCUCCAGCCUAAAAUGGCUUCUGCCCCUGCGCUUAACUACUCAGACUCUUUUCGCUCCAGUACCACCAGUCUGAAUAGAGCAGAGAAGAAAGGUUUCCUGGGCAUCUUCCAGUUCAGCAGGAGGAAAUCCAAGACAGAGACAACUUCUGUGGACAUGGAUGACUGUGAUGAUAAAGUAAUCCAAAAUACUGACACACAAUCCAAUGGUGUGUCCACAGUGUCCAGAGUCCCCAGCACAGAAGAUCGGCCCAGCACCCUGGGCCAGUCUCAGUCCGUCAUGAAUAUGUCCAGGAUGUCUCCCAAGGCGGAAAUCAAGAAGAGACAGGCCCCGGGACCGCCCGAGGCCCCGACACCCACCAUGGGACACACUAGCUUUGAGGGCUAUCAGAUGGGACUUGGCUCGGAAAGCCAGCAGAGGAAAAGAAAGGCUCCUGCCCCUCCUCCCACCCCAGCUUCCAUCACCCCAGGCUCUGAUGACACUUCAGCCUCGGCUGCUCCCACCCCCGACAGCCGCACCGCUGAAAAACCUACCCAAGCCUUCCGCAACAUGGUGGCAGAGUCAAUUCCAGUCUCCUCUAACAUUGUGGUAAUGCGCACAAUAAAAGCAGCUCCCUCGAAAACAGCAGCACAACCUGCCACCCCAACCGCCAGCUCCCCAACCCCAAGCAGCAGCACCACCGACAGCCUGGCAGCCCAGGACUCCAGCUCUGAACUCAGCCACAGCCUCGAUGACUCGGAUGCCGACUUGGACCAGGUUGGCUCCCGCUGCAGCACCCUCACCAGCAGCACAGCGAGCGGGUCCGUGCGGGCCCGGCCCGCCACGAAAAGCUGCGGCAGCAGCAGGAUGGAGGAAUCAGAGAUGUCGAGCAGCGUGGCUGCCAAAUCCCAUCAAGGGGCGACCUCCGCCAGCAGCUCCAGGUCGGGGACCGAGUCGGCCCUCAACCUGAAACUGGAUGAAGUUGAGAACAACAGGCACAGCGCAAUGGGGACCGCUGAUCAACCAGCGCCACCCAAACCCCGCCGUUCCCCGGCCCGGGAGCCUCCGCGGCUUGCCCCCUCCACUCCUGCCCCGCCCUCCCCUCCCACUGAGCCCACAGAAAGUAGCUCCCCAGAGAGACCCACGGAGGUGGAGGAAGCGGCUCCCCAGUCCUGGCUCCACUCCACGGGGAGCUCUGCUGCCAGUGGCCAGAGAGCAGGGACUGAAAUGCCAGAGGAGGAAACAGUCUCCCUCGGCAGCAGCAGCAGCAGCGGCAGCAGCAGCGGCGGCAGCAGCCUGCCUGACCAGGGUUACGCCGCCUCAGAGGGCACGGCGGAGGGCGAGGACUCGGGCAUCGUCAGCUCGCCGUCUGACACCCAGCCCACAUCCCCGGAUGGGAGUUUGUCCCUGGACGGAUGUGGCGGAGGCCGACCGCCGGGACCAGUGCGGGACAAUUCCAGUGACAGCGACGAGGGGUGUGCCACCUGGGGCUCGAGACACGGACACAAUGCCAUCAGCCCACAGGCAAAGUCAGGCAGAUUAAAAGACAACUAUGAAGAGGACGCAGAGCUCACAGCCCAGCUCCGUCAGACUUUGGCCGAUUUUGAAGCAGGCCUUGCAGGCCGCGUAGGUAUUGUCUCGGUGAAGGAGACUCCCUACUCCAUGUCCACCGACGGCAACGACGUGCCAGUGUCUGUGGUGGACAUGGAUGUGCCAGUCACAGCCAUAGAUGAAGUACUUGAGGACUAUGAACGUAGAAACAUUGUAGAAAAUGAGGCUAAAUCACUUACCAGGACCAAAUCAGCUGGCAGCAAAGGUCUUUGUCAGCAGUCCAGUACAGAGCCACAGAACAAAAACAACAAUGCUUGUACAGCUGCUGAGAGUAAUAAAAGCAGCAGUGUAAAUACUAAGCAUCCACCCCAACCCAAGCAGCACAGGAAGUCACUGGAGAACAAGUCAAUAGGUGAUAAAGGGAAAGAAAAGAUAAUAGAGACUAAAAUGAAAGACACUGAUACCAACGGUGUGAAACAGGAUAAACAACGAGCGACGUCAGCCGUCAAAUCUGAUGUUGACAUGCGGAAACACAGCAAGAGCCCCGUGAUCAAACCUGAUCCUGUCAAAAGCAACACUGAAUCUUUUCAAGAGAAGAAACCCGUCCAACCGCCAGCAAGUCAGAGAUCAGUGUCUACAGAAAGAGUUGAAGAGAUGCAUAGAGUUUACCAAAAUAACUCUGGCUCUAACCCUUCAAACGGUAAAAUCACUCGCAACGUCACGUCGCGCUUCGGCAUGAAAACUUUCACUGUGGUCCCUCCAAAACCUUCCGUCAUGCAAGCCGCCACAGGAAAUGCAGCUGUCAAAGUAACUGCCGGGGCUAUUAAGAUUGACGAUCAAGGGAACAUGGUGAAAGUGGGCAUCUCCUCGAACAAAGUUGGUGGUUCGUCAGAGUCCGGAAACAAUAUUGGCGAGGAGUCACCUCUUCUCGGGAAAGCCAAAGCCUUUUGGAGCUCAAAUGAGAGACAAGAAAGCGCUGUGCCGCACGGCAAAGGCCAGAUUAACAAGGCUAAAGAGAACAUGGACGCCGGGAGAGGUGCCCCCCUUUUGAUGUCAGACACUUCAUGCAAGACCAGUAACACUGACAAUCCGCAAACAACGAAAGGUAAACUGUAUAAACCUGCAGAGAGAGCCCAGCCUAAAGAGACGGUUAAAGAAGAAGCUAAAGAUCCAGUGAAAGACAUCCAUGUUGCAAAGGAGGCAGAGGCGGCGAGCAAGAGUUCAGUGUCCAAAACCAUUCCGCAGCCAAGUAAUGAUCCUGCCCUUCCGGCUCCACUCCUUCCGGACCCGAAAAGAGACCUGUCCUUCCUCAAACCAUCCAGGCGAACCUCAAGUCACUACGUGGCAUCUGCCAUCAACAAAUACACCCCGAAGACCUCAGCCAAACCUAGCUCCAUCCCCAACGUCCCCGACUCUUCUGCGUCCGUGAAAACACCGGCUAUCGGCUUCCAGAGAUCCGGUCGGUCCAUACAAGUGAAUCCGCACCAGUCCUCCCAGUCGUCUUCGUCAGAUAACAAGGAGAAUGACUCUGCUUCUAAACCCAACCCAUCUGCUCCCAAGAGGUCCACGAGCUCCCCAGAGUGUGUGUCAGAGAGCCAGAGACCUUUUGGAGAAGUGAGGCCGGACAAGGGAGGAUUUGGAAGCUGUGCUGGAUCCGCCAAAGGAAGCUCUAAUACGCUGGAAACGGAAAGAGCCAAGAAUAAGAAAAUUCAGUCUAGUGGCCCCAUCCAGAUAAAUGUGACCGCCAACAAUGACAGAGACGAUAUUAAACAUGUUCGGCCCAGAAGCCCCGUCCCUGCACAAAGCAGUCCUCCACACUCCUCUGCCAAACCACCCACAGCCUCCAAGUCCAACAUCCCAAGCACCACAAGAGACGUUAUCAAGACAGUCACCCAUCUAACACCUGACGCAAGACCACAACCCUCUGUCGCGGUGUCGGACGGUGUGGAUACAUCGCAGCCGGUGACGGUGUUUGGGCCCAUUAAAAAGUUCAGACCGGUGAUCUCUAGAUCUGUUGAGAAAGAGACGUCUCUGCACAGCAGCCUGAUGGAGGCGAUCCAGACAGGCGGAGGCAGGGACAGGCUCAAGAAGUUAUCCGCCUCUGGUCCCAGUUGUAGAAAGAAGGAUGUUGAGGAGGAGAAUGAGAGGUCUGCUCUUCUGGCCGCUAUUAGAGCCCAAAACACCUCUGGCAGACUGAAGAAGGUCAAAUCUGAGGCUGCAGAUGAGCUGGAGAAGUUUAAGAAGGUCGCCUCUGUGGAGGAGAGGCGCGCCAACCCUCCCUCCUCUCCCUCUUUGACUUCCACUUCACCUCCUGUCUUCCCCCCUCCGCCACCGCCACCUGCGCCCAUGGUAGCACCCCCACCUCCUCCCCCCGUCUUGCCCCAGGGUAAGCUAAGCACUGUGGCACAUCCAAGUGCUAACACCCCCGUGAACCCUGCCUUGGCCAGGGAGGCUAUGCUGGAGGCCAUUCGCUCUGGAUCUGCAGCUGACGGGCUAAAAAAGAUCGGCGUGCCCACAAAGACGGUCCAAGUGAACGGCAAACUGGGAACGAUCCAAGCAACCUCCUCAGCGUUCCCUCGGCAGUAAGAGGGAAGCACUCGUCUCCGCAACAAGAAAUAAUUUAUCAGAUUUCAUUUAGUUUUCUUUGCUUUUUGCCAUCGUGUUUUCGCAACAGACAUUUGGAAAACUGGAUUGAGUCAUAUUUUGAGUUAAUAUUAUUAUUAUUAUUAUUAUUAUUUGCACUUCACCUCUCUCACUACAAGUGUAGGGCCUUAUUCUUAAACUACUACAGUUUUUAACGGAACUGUAAAGCAGGGAGGUUUUCACUUCUGUUAUCCACUACAACAUUUCUUCUUGCAAGGAGAUGGUUUUUUUUCUAUUAGUAGCCAAACACCUGUAACAUCUGUCUUGACGAAGGUGUGAUACCAAUUUCUCAGCUUCUAACAAAAGUUUGCUGGAAAAUUGUUUUGUGUUCAUCCUUAUAUAAUCGUGUUGCUCCUAAACAUAUCUUGCCACCUGUACUUGAAUUCAGUAGUUUUAACUGGAACCUCGGUACAAAACGCGUGCCAAUGAAAGCAAGUUUAAACAGUUAAUGCUACUUUCAGAUUUUCUUUUGUUAUUAUUUGCUUUUACCACAGUAAGUCAAGGAUGCCUUAUACUGUUGCUCAGUGUUAUGUAUAUGAUGUUUGCUGUACAAAUUCUUUCAAGAAGUGCAAUAAGUUGGAUCUGAUGACGUUUCCAGACUUGGGACUACUUAUUAUUUGUUUAACAAACUAAGAUUGUUGAAACCUUAAGUUCACUUAUGAAAACAACGGUAUGUUAUGUUGCCCAAAUUUGGUCCACGAUGCCAACUUCUACAGUUCUUAAGACGGCGAUGACUGGCUAGUGCUCACUAUUGCUCCUAUUUUCACUUUGAACUGUCACUCGUGCUGCUGUUAAUGAUCUGAAGACAUUGUCAAACACGGUCUGUGCCCUGCAGAAGCUUAUAAUAUUUGUACAGGCACGAUAUGAUUGACCAUGCCUUUUUUCAUGUUUGAUAUAUCGCAUAUUGAGAUUUAGCUUUUCAUUCUUUGACAUUACACUAAUUUGGAGCACUGUUAUUGAAGUCUGUCAAUGAUGGAUGCCACAGUUAGCAAAGAGAUUUAGUUUAGUAAUCAACAAGUCACUACCAAUUUGUAAUGGCUAUGUAAUGCAACAAACAAAAAAAGUGGUGGUAGGUAAGUAGAAGUUUUUGAUUUAGGCAACUGUUAGUGCAUUUCACCCUGCUCCUCUGUAGAUAAGGUUUACAGUCGUGAGUAGCUGUGUUCGAUAAAGGGAGAGUGAACAUUACCAUUAAAUGGUAUGGUUGUGGAUGAAGUCUGAAGUCCACGCUGAAUCGUCAGAAUGUAGGAAAACCUAGAGCAUCCAUAGUCGGGUGUAAAGGCUUGCUGCUGUUCAGUGGAGCAAGGGACGCUGAAAUUAGCUUUUGUAGAGGUUUAUUUCAAUUUCUUCUCAGUUUCAACAGU